AUGGAAAUGAUAGGAGAAAAGUAUCCUGGUGUUGUAGUUAUCGAUAGAAAACCUUCUCAGACGAUCCGAGUAUUAGAUCAAGUUUUGCAGCUUGCAGGACUUCUUUGUGCCAUCAUUGGCUGCGGUCGGCUUGUCAGUUUGAUCGGACAUUGUUUUUCAAUGGUGAAUUCGAACCAUACCUUGAGGAAUCUCAGACGAAGUUAUUACAAGCAAUGGGCGAGAUCAACAAGAACAGAGUGGAAGGAAUGCGUUGUGCUAUCGUGCCGGUUGGUAGUGCAGGGUCUGGUAAUCUACUCUCGUUCGACAUCUUAUCAACACACAAAUCUCCGAUGGUCAGUGGCUAUCAACUUCCCUCUUUUCUUUAUUAGUAACCCGGAUCUUAAUGGUUUCAGCGAGGGACCACCCAUAUAUUUACUCGAUACAGAUGUUGGGCAGAGCGAGUUCACACCUGCUGGCUGCAUGUCCCUAUGGAAAAUCUCUGAUCCUAUCCUUGAUGUUCCCUGCACACACCAGGUGCAAAUCUACCCAUGCUGUUACUUCUUCGGUAAUAUCACUCCGGCCGACGAUGCGGAUAGAUACAAGGAAAUCUUUGACCGCUUACUGAACGAAUUUCAAACCACCAGUGAACCAGGAUCGUUGUUAAUAAUCAACACGUCGUUGGGUUGGAUAGAUGGAUUGGGUUGCCAACUUCUUAGCCAUAUUUUUGAUGUCUCUCGGCCAAUGCUUGCUCUCAGUCUGUCCCAUGAUCGUGGAUCGUUCACUGUGAGUUUCUGUAUGCUUGUCAUCGUAGCUUGA
Messenger RNA from Ostertagia ostertagi, 795 nucleotides. The record is from the annotation of a GenBank genome assembly. NCBI's taxonomy places the organism in Eukaryota, Metazoa, Nematoda, Chromadorea, Rhabditida, Trichostrongylidae.